Molecule: messenger RNA, 4170 nt
Organism: Periophthalmus magnuspinnatus
Lineage: Eukaryota; Metazoa; Chordata; Actinopteri; Gobiiformes; Gobiidae
Gene: c22h14orf180
Product: chromosome 22 C14orf180 homolog
Exons: 9
Coding region: 230-1279 (349 amino acids)
Biological process (GO): positive regulation of Golgi to plasma membrane protein transport
Cellular component (GO): transport vesicle; plasma membrane; trans-Golgi network
Molecular function (GO): connexin binding
Source: RefSeq, a predicted model, not a curated record
AAGAGGAGGAGGAGGAGGGAGGGAAUGGAUCUUAGCUGUGUGUUGAGCCGAAGCUUCUCCUCUCCAGCCCACCUCUCACACCACCUGUCCUUUGCUGUCCACAGAGCCGAACAACCGGGAUCCGCCGCAACUCCGCGACUGCCAUUGUUCCAGAAGUGAGAGGAGAGCGUGUGCGUGAGGGGAGGGGGGUGCCGAUGGGAGCCAGUGCUUUGGCGGGGGACAGAGGGGGAUGCUGAACGGGGGGCGGGAGGGGCUGUUUGAGCUGGGACAGAGGCUCCAGCGGCAGGGGGAGUACCAAGCUGCCCUCCACUGCUUCCUCAGCUGCCUGCUCGGACUCACCCAUGUGCAGAGCUUCAACUCGCUGCCCAACUGCCUCCACCAGAUUGCAGAGCUCUUCAUCACUGAAAAGAACUAUGGGAAGGCGCUGCAGUUCAUUCAAGCUGAGAAGAUGUUCUACGAAGUGGCGCUGAUAGAACUGACCGCUCUGCAAAGGGACACUGGGCCACAGGAGGAGGCCACCCUGGGCUCGGCGGGGGCAACAUGGAGCAGUCCGGAAGAGCUGUCGGAGCAGGCGUCCCAAGCACAGCACCUGGAGAGGCUGGCCCAGCUCUGCAUCAUGAGCAAACAACCUCAUCUGGCUCUAGAAUACAGCGGAAAGGCCACUAAAAUCCACCAGAGGGCUUUUGGCAAUGACCACCCCAUCACAGCCCGGAGCCUGGAGCUCAUGGCCACAGUGUACGCGGAGAUUGGAAAAACAGAGUAUUCAGACUCCCUGGGCCAAUGUGUCUCGGCACUGUCCAAACGAUUCGCUGCGGCUGAAUCCAUCAAAGACACCACGGUCAACAGCUGUCUGCCCCACCACCACCACAGCGAGAAGCACUCAGAGAUCCGGCACAGGAAGGAGCACCAGCAGGAGGUGGAGGACACGGACAAGCCCAAGGUAACGUACAACAAGGUGCCCACUUCGAUUCUGAAAAGGCCAAGUCCGAGCUACGGUCUCGACUCGGAGCCGGGGCACAGGCGGAAAGGAGAGAGGAGAGUGAGGUUUCGAGAGCCCGAGACCACAGUACACGCCUACGAGACGUCUCCCUCCCGCCCCCACCUGGCCCUCUUCACCUGCCUCUUCCUUCUCAUGUCACUGCUGGGCGUGGCCAUGUAUUGCACGGACCGCCGGCGCCCCCAGAGGCUGUGUGAGGAACUGGAGGCCGCUCUGGCUGUCUACAUCCUCCACAUGAAGCAGCUGCUAUGGGGCUGUUGGAUAUGGUUAACCAUGCAGUGACUUUGACCAAUACAGGAGGAGAGAUGAUUCCUCUUUGGUUAUUUUCAAUUCUCUCUUAUAAGGUGCGUGGGCAUCUUAACACUUCAGCCAUAUGAUUGACAGGAAAACAGAGCAGCGUCAGAGCGCACUCUAGUGGACACGGGACGAAGUUUGAAUCCCAGAAAUAUGUAGCUUAUGUGUCUUGUAUGUAUAUAUCAGGAGAGGGCUGUCCCAAUCCUUUUGCACAUGCUCACAUAUACUCAAUAAUUCCACACUUUCUGUCUGUCAGUGUCUCCAUGGAAUGCGGAUAUUUAUUUUUUGUGUUAUUUUUGGUAUCUGUGUUUCAAUAUACUAAGGACUAACACACUACUCAGCCUUGAUAUUGCACAUUUAAGUGAAUGUAGGGAGGUCGGCUUGAAUGGCACUUGCACUAUUAGAGAUAUAGUGCACAAAAUAUGGCUCGGAAAGCAGAGGUGGGUAGAGAAGCCAAAAUUGUACUCAAGUAAGAGUAAUGUUAUUUCAAACUAAUAUUACUCCAGUAGUAGUACAAAGCAGCGGAAAUACAAGAAAUUACUCGAGUAAAAGCAAAAAAGUAUCUGGGAAAACUACUACACAAGUAACUUUAAGAGUAACUGUCUGGGUGUUAUAUAUGAUUUAUAAUUUGAUAUUUAUAACUUUAAUUGGAAGUUAAUGUAGUUUUAAGAAUUAAAUAUUUAAUAAUGCACAAAAUGUGGUAUUUUCAAAAGAUAGACAAAAAUUUGGAAAACACUAUAUCUGAAGGAGCGGUGCAAGAAACACAAAUGUUCAAAUCAUUUCAUAUUGUCGACAUACAGCUUUUGCCAUAGUGGGAAGAGGAACCAAAAUUUACUCUAGUAAGGGUACUGUUACGCUGCAAAAUAUAUUACUCAAAUAGGACUAAUGUAUGCUGCCAGAAAAGUACAAUUUCUCAAGUAACUGUAACUGAGUACUACCCACUUCUGUCGGUAAGAAACAUUGAAACGUGUCAUGUCACUGAGACUUGUCUAUUGUCAAAGAGGAUAUACUCAAGUGAAUGAAUGCUACUGCUUUCAAUGGUCUUUAUAAUCGCUUGUGUACCACGGAAUAACCUCCCUAAAACCAGGUGCAUAUCGAAAACUUACAAUAUUGUGGAGAAUUUAAAUUAAAAUGAAAACUGAAACAGGUAAUAUGAACAUUUUGUUAAAUUUAUCACAGAAAUUUUUAGACUGAAAUUUUACACAAUGUUAAAUGUGCACUGCGUAACUUUACUGGCACAAGGUCCACCACCUGUUUGUAUCUAUGGAGAUGUUAUUGCUUUGGACUGGAAUGUUCUACUACAGUAUCUCAAUAAACUGUGAAGAGGGAACACCACUAACAGCAAGAAAACAUAUUUUCAAGGUAUUUAUUUCUAUUAAAUGAAAUGAAUGCUAGACAGAUGUUUAAUGCUAUACUGUGUAACAUUCCAGGCAGAAUGAUAACAUCUCCAUGGAGACAAGCAGGUGACAGACCAGAAAAGUUACGUGGCACACUUUUAAAAAUUUUUGAUAUGCGCCUGUACAUGUCUUUUAAUAUUAGACACUUUCUGCGUGCACACAAAACCUUUAACUGACAAUUCAUUUUUUAAAAUUUUUGUUACCUUGUAUUCAAAAAUUUGUAUUGAGAAUAAUAAUAAUCAGGUUUUGUGAUGUCAAGCGCUAUCAUCAGACUGUUGUGAGCUAACUUAGGUGUUCCAUCGUCAUUACCGCUACUGCUACAAGGCCAAAAACAAUAGACAGUUCCCUUUAUCAAACACACAGAUGCAUUUUCUAACAGCCAAACCAUUGUACUAAUGCGUUUGGGGUCAAAGGGCACAGAAAUGAAAACCAACACCUCAUUAUAAGCAAUAACCCACACUAGAGUCAGUAAAACAUGUCCUUUAUAUAACACCAUUUUCAGGAAAAUCAGUGGAGUUUUUGGAUAGUGAAUGUCUCAUAUUUGAAGGCAAAAGAAAGAAGUAAUACUGUUGAUAUACAUACUGUCAGAGUACAAAACCAGUACUUAUACUAUUGGGACACUGUCAAAUGUAAAACCUGUUAUGUAAAAUAUAUAGUUCACAUAACAGGCCAUUUUCAAUAUGAUUACUGCAACAAAAUGGUACGGAUUAGGCAUUGAGAUAAACUGGUAAAAUGCAGAUAUGGAAUCAUUUAAAGCGUGUAACAAAAUGUGUUUCAGACAAAUGAAAACUUCACAAUUUAAAAGUAAAGAACAUAUGGAUUGGUGUAAACAUUCCAACCUAUAGAAUUGUUUUUCCAGAUGGCUUUUGUUGCUAAUGAUUACUCCAACUUUGUACAUUUGGAAUAAAAAUGACUACUGCUGCUACUACUACUACUGAGCUGCAAGAUUAAUCAUGAUCAAACUGAAAUCGCAAUUUGAAUUAGUGAAUCCCAAAGGCUGCAAUUGUUUAAGUACCAUCAUUUCCUCCACAAACAACAACAUCUACUCUUUUAUUCUGCAUAAAAACGCUGAUACAGUUUACAUCUGUAUUAGUUUGUCAGAUCAUGUUUCAGUUUUUUGUCAAUUCUACAGGACCCGUUUGGAAUGUGAACAUUGACCAGAAUCCUAUUAUUACUACCUAAAUCUCAUAGCAACAUAAUUCUUUGCAAAUUAUAUUUUCCCCAAACCAUUCAUCAUUUCACACAGCAGUUUUUAUUUUGAUUUGACAGUGUCCCAGCUUAUGUAGAACUGAUUUGUAAUUUGUCAUCAGCAAUAAACCCAACCCAUAUCAACCAUAUAAGCACACUUAGAAUAGUCUCCACAUUUGACCCACAUUUGUCCAAUCAUUUCUGGUCACUCUCAAGCAGUGCCUUUAUCGAUGCUCCUCAGUUCUUACUGUUUUAUGAUUUCUAUUGUUUUGAAUAAAAGUCUCAUUGCCUAUC